Molecule: messenger RNA, 528 nt
Organism: Rotaria sp. Silwood2
Lineage: Eukaryota; Metazoa; Rotifera; Eurotatoria; Philodinida; Philodinidae
Source: the annotation of a GenBank genome assembly
AUGGAUACUCAGUCAGAACGGCAAAAUUCAAUCUAUUCACCUCUCUUUUAUUCAUCACCAACUGGUUACAAGAUGCGAGGUCGAUUGUAUUUUAAUGGAGAUGGAAAUGCGCGUCGUACACAUAUGUCACUCUUUUUCGUACUUAUGCGAAGUGAAUAUGAUGCCAUUUUGAAAUUUCCAUUCAAUUUCAAGGUUACACUUUGUUUGUAUGAUCAAACUUCAGCUCAAAAACAUAUCAUUGAUUCCUUUCGACCCGAUAUUAAAUCGAAUAGUUUUCAGAGGCCUCGAUCGGAAAUGAAUAUUGCAAGUGGAAUACUCAAAUUUUGUCCAUUGGUAAUGAUUGAAUCAGAUGGUAAUCCAUAUGUUCGAGAUGACACUAUCUUCAUAAAGAUUAUGGUCGAUUUCAGCGAUAUACCGAAAACACUGCUACCAUAUACAUUGGGUCUAAAUCCUGGACUAUCAAUAAAUAUUCAGCAGACAAUGAUCAAGCAAGAAGCAGAACGACGAGCUCAAACCGAUGAGUCCUAG